Messenger RNA from Saprolegnia diclina VS20, 2052 nucleotides. RefSeq lists its product as hypothetical. The coding region runs from base 39 to 2027 and encodes 662 amino acids. Gene Ontology annotation, cellular component: late endosome membrane; Mon1-Ccz1 complex; lysosomal membrane. Gene Ontology annotation, biological process: regulation of autophagy. The record is from RefSeq and is a predicted model, not a curated record. NCBI's taxonomy places the organism in Eukaryota, Oomycota, Saprolegniomycetes, Saprolegniales, Saprolegniaceae. The transcript is spliced from 9 exons.
CAUCCGGAUACGCGUGGGAUUGCCCGAUCCAGUCCACGAUGGCGGCUGGGAGCAGCCACGUCGUGCUCGAGGCCAUGUCCGUAGGCGUGGAUGGUACCAUGGCGCGCGACUGGUUCUACGACUCGGCGCAUCGAUGUAUCAUCGCUCUCCGUCCUUGCGCGGAUGGCUCUGGCGAAUCUGACGGCCGCUUGUCGCUGCAGCUCGCCGGGCUGCCAGACGCGUCAGCCAUGCCAACAGGCCGCUACGGCAGCUACGCCCGAGGCACGGCCUUCUGUAGCGCAAAGCUGUCUACAAGCAAGCAGUUUCUCGCGCUCCAGCGCAGCGACGUCGAGGUUGAGAUUGCCGUGCUGCGCGAGCCACACCACCGCUUCAACGUUCUCUGCAAGCGCUCGUCGCGCAUCCUUGGGCUCGUCUGGAGCUCCAAGAUUGCGUAUCUCAAGACGUCGACCGAGUACCUUGUGCUGGUGACGACGGGUGGCCUCGAGCAGUUCAAGGUGACGCCGGUCAAGUGCACCUUUCAGAGGCUCGUCGCGCACGCCACGUUUGCGUAUUGGUACAACGUCGACGCGCACCUCGUGGUGCUGCAGACAGGCGCCAACGCGUCCGAGCUUCGGCCGUUCAUCCUCGAAGGCGCGAUCGUGACCAAGUGCUCGAAAGUCGUUGUCGCCGGCGUCGCUCGCGUCUGCGUGGCGACGCUCUACGACACGUACUACAUCCUCCACUGCACGUCGUCGCAGCUGCUCUUCUACCGCGUCGAGGCGGGGACGGACACCAAGUGCGUCCGGGCGCUCGAGCUGCCGUUCCCUGCGCACGCCGACGUCGCGUUCUCGGUCGUCGACAACGUCGUCGUCGCCCACAGCCGCGCGUUUGGCGUCUCGUGCCUCUACGACAUUGCGCUGGACGUUGCCGAGCCGGUAGUCUCGCCGCUGCCGCCGGCACCUGCCACGACCGACGGCCACUUUCUCUGGCCCCACUACUAUCACGCCCCGAGCGCUGGCUUUGCCACGGUGACGCUGGCGCUGGUCGAAAUCUCGCGCUGUGCGUCGGCGGGGCUUCGCGCGAGUGCGCUCGUCCGCUUCUUGCUCCGACGCGCCGACGCCCACGUGGCAAAGAGCUGUGUCUUUGCGUGUUUGCAAGCGCGGAUCGCCGACCGCGCACCCGUCGCCGAAAUCACGGGCCAUUUUCAUCUCCUGCAUCGCAUCUAUGGCCUCGCGAUGCUGGAUCGGGACCCGCGGCGUGCCGGGGCCGAGCAGCGGGCGCUGACGGCCUCGUCGUCUUCGUCGUCGUUGUCGCCUGGCGAGCUGGUCGACCUCCGAGACUCGAAGCAGCGCAUGCUGGUCGUACUGCAGCGAGAAUGCUAUGUGCACUUGUGGCUGCCGCUGCAGCAAGCCCAUCCCCCCGACGUCGUACAUCUCUAUCUGAGCGCAUACCUCCACACGCUCGAGGCCUUUUCGAUCCCGAUCGAACCAGCCAUACUCCAGCUGUAUGUUCAAGUGCUCGUGCAGCGAGGGCAGUGCCACGAAGGCCUCGCGUUUCUCGCCGCCAAGCACGACUCGCCCUUGCUCGCCCACGAGCUGGAGCUCCAGGCUCAACUGGCGUAUCGUCCGUUCUUGCAAGUGGCCCUCGACAUGUACCAUCGUCUCGGGCGCGUCGACGACGUUCUGCGUCUUCUCCUCGCCGACAGCAACGUCUCGAUGGCCUUGCGACUUGCCCAACGGGUGUUGCACAAGCACGACCAGCUACCGACAAUUUGCACGCCUGCGUGGUUCUAUGACGCGGUCGCGUCAGCAGCCACCAGGGCCGACGCCGCGCCGGCCAGCGUGUGGCAGUGGUUUACAGCGCUCCAUCUCUUCUUGCGCAUGUUUGACAAGACCUGCGUCUCGUCCCCGCCACCGUCGCCGCUCGCAAUGGCAGCCACGGUCCCGUUUCCGUUCGGGCGGUUUGCUGCGGAGGCGAUGGCGACCGAGAUGGCCCGUCGGUUUGGCUUUGUUGAGAGUGAGAGAGACGCAGAGAAGAGGUAUAUAUAAACACAUGAGUGCGUGGGCGCCAAGA